Messenger RNA from Paramecium octaurelia, 2835 nucleotides. NCBI's taxonomy places the organism in Eukaryota, Ciliophora, Oligohymenophorea, Peniculida, Parameciidae. The record is from the annotation of a GenBank genome assembly.
AUGAAGAAAAUUAGUUAAUAGAUGUUAUCAUUAAUGAACAAAAAUAACUAACUAGAUUAACCAUAACCUAAUGACCUAAAAAAAAAUAAAAGUAAACCUAAGACUGCAAACACAGAGAGAACUCAAUCCAAAACUUAGAAAAAUGAUUUACUUGAGUAUUUCAAGAAAGAGAGGAACACUUUAACUUAACUAGUAAACUCUUCUAAGAUCAAUUUAUAGGGAAGCAAAAGCAUUGAUAAUUUAUAGCAAAAAUGCUAAAAGAGCGAACCUUUAAAAAAUGGCUAAUUUAAUGUAUGUUCAAAUAUAUCCCUAUUUAGGCUGACACACGUAUUUAAACUGAUGAAGGGAAUAGUACCAAAAGAUAGAUCUUAAAAUAAAAAAACUUAUCAUUAGCUACCAUUUCAUUAGAUGCAUAAAGUAUUGAUAAAAUGUUGAAAAAUUAAUUAUCAAAGUAGCCACAGACGACAAAGUAAUCUUACAACCAAUCUCCUUAAAAUUAAAUUAAAUCACCUGCUAAGACUUAAAAAGAUUAAUUGUUAUUUGACAUGCAUUUAGUAUCUAAUAAUAAAUAUGUAAUCUAGUUAAAAAACACAGUAUGCAAUAAUGAGUAUCAGAAUUAUUUAAAUCUAAAAUUGAAUAAAUAAUCUAUUUAAUCCAACAACUCAUUAAAUCAUAGAUAGUCAAUUGAAGAUAUGCUUUAAUGUUAAAAAAUACUCAAAGGCUCUUAAUAAUGUUAAACAGGGAAAAACAAAAAGACUGAAAGUGAAUCCAAGUCAACCAAUUUAAGCCAAAUUAAAACUGAAUAUUCUUCUGCUUCUAAUUAAUAAUUUUUAAAAUAAAAGAGCAAAGAAGAAACAACUUCAUAUGAUCCAAACAAAUAAAUACUCAUUAUUCUCUAUUAUAAAUAAUAAAAGUAAGAUAUGUAGUAAAAUCAAUAGAUACACUUAUUCGUAUGAAUUUUUAAAUUAAACUACUGAUAAUUUGUUCAAUUAUUUGAUCCAAUAAAUAGCAUGUAUAGAGAGGUCAUUUACAAAACUUGGAAGUGGAACUGGCUCAACUGAAGGAGAUUAAAUAUAAUAAGGUAUAUACAAGAUACUAUAUAUUUUAGAAUUAAAUAAAAUAUGUCAAUUUUAAACAAUAUCAAAGAAUAUUCCUUAUGAUUACUAUUUAACAAUCUCUGGAUAAACAUUGGACGUUUUCAAAGGCAAAACGUUGCAGAUUCAGCCAUUAUACUCAUAACCAAUAACAACAAAAAGAGUUGGAUUGAAGGACUUUACAUUAGUUAAAUGUAUAGGUGUUGGAGGAUUUUCGAGAGUUUAUAUGGUAAGAAAGAGAGACAACGGUAAGUUUUAUGCCUUGAAACUAAUUGAUAAGAAAUUCAUAUUAGACAAUCAAAAGGAGAUCAUCGUACAAAAUGAAAGAGACAUUAUGGUUAGGAUGGAGAAUUAAUUUGUUACUCCAUUGCAGUAUGCCUUUGAGACUAAAUAUUACAUUGCAUUUGUUCUAGAUUAUUGUGCUGGAGGUGAGUUGUUUUAUCAUCUACGCAAAUUGAAAAGAUUGAAUGAAUAAGAUGCUAAAUUCUAUUUUGUAGAGAUUUGCAUUGGUAUGGCUUAUCUUCAUUCCUAAAAUAUUGUUUAUCGAGACAUAAAGCCAGAAAACAUUCUGUUAGACUUAUAAGGUCACUUACUUCUAAGUGAUUUCGGUUUAUCAAAGCCUGAUAUGACACCAGAUGAUUUUGCUUAUUCGUUUUGUGGAUCUCCAGAAUAUAUGGCUCCAGAAAUGCUGAUGAAAACUGGUCAUAAUUAUUUAGUGGAUUGCUAUUGCUUAGGUGCCUUGCUUUACGAAUUAGUUACAGGAUUGCCUCCAUUUUAUUCUCAUAAUACUCAGGAAAUUUAUAAUUCUAUUUUGACUGAAAAUAUAGAAUUUCCUUAAUAUGUUCAAAUAUCACCUGUUUUAAAGGAUCUUAUAUUGUAACUGCUUUAAAAAGACCCUACAGAAAGAUUGGGUUAGAAUGGUGGCGUUGUUGAGAUUUUAACCCACAAAUGGUUUUAAGAUGUUGAUUUUGAAGCAAUUGCAAAUAAAAAAUUGAAAACUCCCUACAGACCAGAACCUCUUAAAUAUAAUUUUGAUGAGGAGGAAUUUAGUAAAGGAGAUUCUGAAUUUAGGAAGCAAUACUAAACCAAUAUGCAAAAAGAAUUCCAAGUAUUGAAUUAUAAUUAUUUAGAAUGUUGACACAGCAAACUAUGUAUUGAAAAACUUUUAUUAUUCUCGAGAAUCGUAGGUUGGACUUGAUAAAACUAAAAGAACCAAGGAGGUCAAUCUAAAUCAAAUAUAAAAUUAAGCAAUUCCUACUUAAUCAUCAUCUCCUUCCAAAGUUCAACUAUAAUCAAAGGGAGAAAAGCAUUCUCAUUAGGUUGUUGCUUCUCCUUAAGAGGGAAAAAGAAUUAAUAGACAAGCAGGAAAAAGUGAAGUUUAUGAUUACUUUAAAAAGCAUGAUUUGUGUGCAAAGUAGUCUCAGUUACUAUAUUAAUCUACAAAAUUAGGUCAUUCCUAUUCAAAAACAAUGCAAUAAGCCCAAAGUUCUUUAUAAGAUUUGAAGGUAAAUGAUUAAGAAUAUGAUUUUAGCAAUUUAAAUUAUUUGUUGAUUAAUCAAAAGCGUUGUUAUGUACAGAUAGAACUAAUACCAUGCCAGAUUAAAACCUUAAAAAUUUUACAGAGAGACUAAAAACUGAACAAUUUGGAAAUCUAUCAUCUCCUAAAACCAUUACUCAUAGUUCUAUGAACAAAUUGACAAAUUUUUCCAAACUAUUUACAUCUGAGAAAUAAAAAUAAUGA